Molecule: messenger RNA, 3335 nt
Organism: Coccomyxa subellipsoidea C-169
Lineage: Eukaryota; Viridiplantae; Chlorophyta; Trebouxiophyceae; Coccomyxaceae
Product: glycoside hydrolase
Exons: 15
Coding region: 93-2909 (938 amino acids)
Biological process (GO): carbohydrate metabolic process
Molecular function (GO): alpha-amylase activity; calcium ion binding
Source: RefSeq, a predicted model, not a curated record
CUUGAAGUUUGAAAUGAUGUAGUUUCAACCGACCCAUACUGUGCAGGAUCGGCAAUCUGCAGCCCUGGAGUUGUCGUCUCGUGUUGUAUGAGAUGGCAGGGCUGCCCUUGUCUUUCACAACAAGCGUGACCACUUGUAACGUCAGGUGUGCAAGUCAAACGAACAGGAAGACUUCAUCAAGCCAAUUUAUUGGUGAUCGUUGUGCGUGUCUUCAGCUGCUUGGAAAACCAAAUUUGGAGCAGAAGUUCGUAUUUCUUCAUGCAUCUCUAGCCCAAUCAAGGUUAGGGAAAGGACCUACAUAUCUUGAGGGGCAUAGGUGGUCGCUGGCAGCUACGUCCUUCGACGUGGCUGCAUCAAUGGACUUUGGCAGCGGCUUAUUCAUUGACUUUGACAACAAUACUGACCCAGACGCCACAGUCGUCACCAUCACGGGCCCAGACCAGCACAACCUGCUGCUGCGCCUCACAGCGGCGCUCAACAGCAUGGGGCUGAAUGUGGUGUCUGCUAGCAUAUCCUCAUCAGAUGAUGGGACCGUGCUAGAUGUCUUCCGAGUCACCAACAGCGAGGACCAGAAGGUGCCAGAGGACAGCUGGGAUGGGGUGAGGGAGUCAGUGCUAGAGAUGUUGGCGGCCUCCAGCAGCCGCUCCUCAAAGCCGGCCAUCUUUGGAGCCGCGCCGGCGCCGGAGGAGCAGCAGCGGCGGCCGCUGGGGUCGGCCAGGGAAGGGGACGCCGUCGCGCUGGAAGUCGCUGCUGCAGAGAUGGCGCAGGCCGCCGCCAACCUGGUCGCCAUCGAGCGCAGCAUUGUGGCGCUCACCGAGAAGGGGGGGGAUGCACAGGCGCUGGCGGCCAAGGAGACGGAGCGGGCGGAGGCGGCUGCGCAAUUGGAACGACGGAUGUCGGCCAUGGAAGCUGUCCUGGUUGCGCGCAGAACGCCUGUGGCGGAGGCCAAGCCUGAGGCCGCCCGGGGGCCUGGAGCAGACCUCCGCUUCCAGGCUGGUGGAGCUACUGCAUCCGGGCCGGCUCUUGGCAAUGGCUAUGAGAUCAUCCUGCAGGGCUUCAACUGGGAGUCACACAGGCAACAGUGGUACCAGGUGCUGAAGGAUCAGGCGGGCUUCAUGGCGAGUGCAGGCAUCACGAGCGUGUGGCUGCCGCCGCCCAGCGACAGUGUGAGCCCGCAGGGGUACCUGCCGCGCGACCUGUACAGCCUCAACAGCGCAUAUGGCAGUGAGGCAGAGCUGCGCGAGUGCCUGCACGUGCUGCACGACUGCAACCUCAAAGCCAUCGCUGACAUCGUCAUCAACCACCGCUGCGCGCAUUUCCAGGACGAAAAAGGGAGGUGGAACAAGUAUGGGGGCAGGUUGCCGUGGGGCACGGAGGCCAUCUGUAACAACAACGCGGUCUUCGGCGGCACGGGGAACCACAAAACCGGGGAGGACUACACGGCCGCGCCCAACAUUGACCACACGCAGGAGUUUGUGCGCCAGGACAUCAUCAAAUGGCUCAAGCUCCUGCGCUCCAUCGGCUUUGACGGCUUCCGCUUUGACUUCGUCAAGGGCUACAGCGGGGAGUUUGUGAAGGAGUACCUGGAUGCCACGGUGCCGGAGCUGGCGUUUGGCGAGUACUGGGACACUUGCGAGUACACAGACGGCGUGCUCAACUACAACCAGGACGCCCACCGGCAGCGCACCGUCAACUGGUGUGACCGCACCGGCGGCACCUCAGCGGCAUUCGACUUCACGACAAAGGGCAUCCUGCAGGAGGCGAUGGGGCGGGGGGAGUACUGGCGACUGAUUGACAGCCAGGGGCGUCCGCCAGGCCUGCUGGGCAUGUGGCCCUCGCGAGCGGUGACGUUCAUAGAGAACCACGACACGGGCUCCACGCUCAAUCACUGGCCCUUCCCCAGCUCGCACCUGCUGGAGGGGUAUGCCUACAUCAUCACCCACCCCGGCUCCCCCUGCAUCUUCUAUGACCACUUCUUCGCCGAGGGCCUGGGCCAGGGCAUCCGCGAGAUGAUCAAGAUCCGCUCCCGCCUCGGCAUCCAGUGCCGAUCCAAGGUGCUGAUCCUGAAGGCAGCCGGGGAUGUGUAUGCAGCGAGCAUUGACAGCAAGAUAGCAAUGAAGGUGGGCCCAGGAGAUUGGUCCCCUGGAGCGGCCAACCUGCAGGAAGCACCCUCUAGGUGGCAGAGCCUCUGCGAGGCGCGCUGGGGCCCGCUCACAGACCUACAGUAUGCAGCAGAAGCGCUGGCUGGGUCAUGGAAGAAGCUGUACAGGAGCAAGACUGAGACAGACAAGAAGGCAGAGCAGGCGCAGAAUCUGUGCCCCUAUGAGGUGGAUGCAUUUGUGCAGCGCCUGGGCUGCUGCGCCGCGCCUGCAGGGCGAACAACGAUUGCCACCUUCUGCGUAGACGGCAGCGGAUCCAUGGCCUCUGAGGACUUCAAAGUCAUGACCAGCUUCAUCGCGACUGCCAUGACUGGCCUGCUGGCCAUGGACAUCAACUGCAAGGUUGCAGUAGUGCAGUUCAGCAAUGACGUGCGAGUGGAGAUUGCGCCACGGCACCUGCCGCUGGAUGAGCUGAAGAGGCAACUGGAUGAAAUGACGCGCAUGAAUGGAGGCACGAACAUCGCCCUGGCAAUCAAGCAGGCUGGGCAGAUGCUCAAGUGCGAGGAUGCAGACGCAGCGCGCAUCAUCAUCCUGCUCACAGAUGGGCGCGUAGACACCUUCCAGGGGCGCGAGGCAGUGAAGAUGGCAGAGCGUUUGGCGGACGAGCAGGCAAACGUGUCCAUCUUUGCUCUGGGCGUCGGGCGGGGCGUGGAGAAGACAGAGAUGCAGAAGAUCAUCGGCGUCUGCGGUGCUGACAAGGUGGCUGCGCGCUACAUCCCCCUGUACACCCUGGACGAGGCCCCCUGGUGAGCCAGGUUGUUGCAGCAAUAAUCGUGAGGGCUGCUGAGACGCAUGCAUCUCUGUAGCGGGGAAUGACUGAGCUCUCAGCGGAUGCUGCCUUAAAAUUCUGUAUCAAGAAAAUAAUGUACAUAAACAGUGCAUCCUUACCAUUGCUGGCCGUGUACAUUUAUCUAGGGGCACUACGUCAAGGUAUCCAAGUUUGCGUUGCUGACGAUUCAAGACAGUCGAGUGUAUCAAUGUAUGCGGGGCGCCCUGGACCUUGCCGAAUAUCUUAAUCAUUGUACAUUGCAGUCCUGCUCCCAGUUGUACAGUUAGUUGAGUCUGAUGAGCAUUUGUUGUACAAACAGUAAAUAGGAGCUUGUAGAGUUGUAUUGCCGCAUCUGUGGCUCCCUUCUCAAGUGUAAUCAAGUUGAUGGCCUGUAAAUUCUCAGCCUC